Messenger RNA from Cydia strobilella, 3028 nucleotides. RefSeq names its product protein regulator of cytokinesis 1-like. Gene Ontology annotation, cellular component: mitotic spindle midzone; spindle; cytoplasm. Gene Ontology annotation, biological process: mitotic spindle midzone assembly; microtubule cytoskeleton organization. Lineage: Eukaryota; Metazoa; Arthropoda; Insecta; Lepidoptera; Tortricidae. The coding region runs from base 194 to 2542 and encodes 782 amino acids. The record is from RefSeq and is a predicted model, not a curated record. Gene Ontology annotation, molecular function: microtubule binding. The transcript is spliced from 14 exons.
CAAAUAACCACAAGCAACGUUCGUCAUUUCAAUCGUGCUUUGGUCGUCUUGUCUUGUGUUUCAAUGUUUUGUGCGUGUAAUUUAAUAAGAAUAUAAUUGUGGUGAAAUAAAUCUAUAUACAUUGUUCUUUGUUGUAAUCUAUAAAAUUUGUGGUGUCACGUGAAGACGGAUGAUAAUUUAUUGAAUCUUCACGAUGAUUGCAUUAACUGACGACGUAUACAAAUUAUUCGAUGGCGUCACAGAGGAAGUAUGCCGAAACGUCCGUCAACUAAUGCAGCAGCUAUGGCUGAACUGGUCCCACGUCGGUGUAGAAUACGACGUGAAGGUCAGCAACAUAUACAAGCUGGUGCAGAUUGAGAAGGAUCUCCACAGUGAUGUGUUGUAUGAGACUGAACAGAAACUUAAGACCAUGCAACAGCAAGUUGAAGAAUUAAAAGACGAGACCAAUAAAUUGAGCCAGUACCUGUCUGUUGACAUCAGUAUUACAGAGUACAACGAUGAGAUGAUGCUGUUCGAGUAUAAAAAAGAGCUGGAAGACCAGAUUAUGGGAUAUAGAGAACAACUGGAGCAGCGGCGCACUGAAAUCAACCGCCUGCUGGAAUGGCAGCAUGAUCUGACAGAGAAACUCGGAGUCACCUUCCACGAGCUGCAGGACAUCCCGCUCCCGCCCCAAGACGAGUUGGACAAGUUGAGGAACCAUCUUGAAGUGCUGCAGUCAGAGAGGGACAAGCGAUCUGAAAUAUUCCUGCACACGCAGAUUGAAAUUAAGGAUAUUAUGGAAAAACUCCAUAUCAGACCACAGGGCAAGUUUGAGCAUGGUGUGGUCACCUCUCUAUCUGUGGACUUCAAGGUGACGGAUCUGAACAUGGACCGUCUGGCCAAGUUGCGCCAGGACUUGCAGGAAAAGUAUGACCAGACCAACAACCGGGUAUUAGAACUGCGCGAGCGUCUGUCCAAACUGUGGGAGUGCUUGGACGAAGACCAGAUAUACAGAGACAACUUUCUCCAGGCGCACCCUGGGUGCCAUCCGGCCACUGAAGCCGCUAUUAAAGAGGAGAUCAAGCGGUGUGAUCAGAUCAAGAGGCAGAAGAUUCAGGUGUUCGUAGCGAACAUGCGCACGAAGAUCAAGCUCAUGUGGGACAAGAUCAUGUACUCGAGCCAGCAGCGAGAAGAGUUCGUCCACUAUUAUCAGGAUAUCUUCACUGAAGACACCCUCACACUGCACGAGAUGUAUCUGGAUAGGAUUACUAACUACUACAAUGAGAACAAGCACAUUUUCGAGUUAGUCUUGAAGCGCAAGAACCUCUGGCUGCAGCAAGCCGAGCUCGACGCGCGCGCCUCCGAGCCGGGCCGCUACCACAACCGCAAGGGGAAUCUGCUGCAGGAGGAAAAGAAGAGGAAAGCUGUCGAAAUUAAUCUCCCGAAAAUUGAGGCCCAACUUCGCGAAGUAGUAACAGAGUACGAGGCGAAAACUGGCAGCCCCUUCACCGUGGACGGACUGCCUCUACUGCAGCUCAUCGAGGACGAAAAGGAGUCGAGAAAAGCUGAGCGUCACAACAAGCUAUCUGCGCGCAAGCAGGCGCUGACGCCCAGCACCACCACCACGAGCACCCCCGGCUCCGCGCUGUUCCGCUCGCUGGCCACGUCGCCGCGCGGCAAGCGCAACGCCACCGCCGCCAUGCUCGCGCUCACCGCCGAGAAGAACAGGCCGCCGUCGAAGCGCCAGCUGAUCACCGGCAGCGCCACCAAGGCUGUGUCGGCGCUCACUCAUAAUCUGUCUGCGUUGAAAAGAUCCGCUAUUUCUACUGUUAAGAGGCGAGUCAGCGGGCGACUAGCCACGAAGGCCAUCGUGGCGAAGGCGGAGAGCCACGGCGCCACCGUGAAGCGGAAGCUGGACUACGGAGCCGAUGUCCCCAAGCCGCCCAAAGCGAACGGCAGCAUUCUGAAGCACAAGCGCUCGUCCGUCGGCAAGCGGCGCAGCGGCGGGCGGCGCUCGGCCGGCCGCGGCGACCCCGCGCCCCGCCCCGCGCCCCGCCCCGCGCCCCACCCCGACCCCGACACCGACACCAACAACAAGAACCCGCUCAUGGAGACCACACAGCUUACUUCAUACACUGAUUUCAAGGAAGACAUCGAUGAGAAGAAAAUAGGCCGCAGCUCCAUGGUACCGAAGCCCUAUGCCGAUGUCCCCAUGAUCGUCUGCGACACUAUUGAGGAGAUAAACUCCCCCGACUAUCAAAAAAAAAGUCCGACCAGAUUGGCGCCCAUGACCCCAAAAACGGGAAAGGAAAAUAGGCAACACGCUGUACCUUUAACACCUAAGAGUAAUAUUUUGUACACUCCCACGAGACUUACUAGAUCAGCUUUAAAACUAAAUAAUGAUGGCUUCGCUACCCCCCGAGCGCCGCUCAGCGCCUGCAAGCAAAACAUUCAUAGAACAAAUUCCAACAACAACUUGGCUUUCAAGAACAACACCCCCAGCAAUAUGUUACGAUCCAAAACGCAGACGGGUCUACUGAGAACUCCUAAGCCUUUUGUUUAAAAUACUGUUAAUAUUCCAUCCUAAUGAUAAAACGGAUAUAAAGUAACUGUGCAUUUAUUUGAUACGAUGGCAGUGAACAUGUCUACACAUAUAAUUUUGUACUGAAUUCUAUAAAAAUGGCGACUGCACGUGGUAAUUAUUGUAACCUUGUAUAGAGUUAAAAUGUUGUAGAUGGUGAUAAUUUUAUACGUAUACUUUCUGACUAAUGUUUGAUGUAAAUAUUUGAAUAUCUUUUUAAUUUUAAAAUAAUAUAAUAUUAAUAUAAUUUUGCGCGUUUAGUUGUGAGAAGUUUUAAUUUGUUUAUGAGUCAAAUUAAGUUAGUUAUAAUGUUUAAUUUUGUGUCGUUUUACUUUUGACUUUAAAUGUUUGUAUUUCGGAUUAUAGAUUGAUUAUUAUGCGUGAAUAUCAUGUUCAAUUAUUACAAUAUGUUUAUGCCAUUAUCAUCAGUUGCGAUCAACUGGAAUUGAUCGAUAAUUUGAAGUCUCG